AUGAUGAAGAAAACAAUUAUUUUGCAGAACGCAAUUGCCUUCUGCGCAACCCUGGCGACGAUCCAACUCUGGGAAGUGUUUACUGCCUCCAUCAUGAUUAUUGCCUACUUCUACAUUUUAUUAAUUUGCUUAUUCAUACAACGAAGAGCCUUUCACCCGUUUUUUGUGAUCUCCUUCGGGCUGCUCAUCCUCAGCUACGCCCUCUACCCCACCUUUCAACUUAUUUUCAUGAUUUUCACGCAGCUCAAGUGGACCCAGAUCAACAUGGUGGUGCAGCAAAUCUGGUGGCCAAUCUACUAUAUUAUGGUGCCAUUAAAUGUGAAUUGCACGCUAGAACGUCUAUUAGCUACCGUAUACUACGCAAAAUAUGAGCGGAUGAGACCGUGGGCGCUGUUGUUGAUCCCGGGGAUUGUUGUGCCCGUCUACACCUUUCUGGCGAUCGGGAGAAUAUUUGGCGUCGCCACUACUGCCUUCAUAAAUUGGUCCGUUUAUGGCGGCUCCGGGCUGUCAUUUGUGAUACUUUCUAUCGUCGCUGCGACCAACGUCUACCGGACGCUACAACUCGGAAAAGCCGGAACAAAUGGACUAACUGCUAGGUUUCAACUGGCUGAAAAUAUCCGAACAGCCCAAAUCUCGUUGAGCUACGUGCUCCUCGACAACAUCAUCAAGCUGUACGAUAUUUUCUGGAAUGGCGUAUUUACCAUUAAUGCGUUAUUCGACCGAAAUAGAUGUGCACGAGAAGGCGGCGGAUAUGUGGCGCUGCAAUUUGGAUACCUUAUCAUUCGCUUCACAAUGGCCCUCAACUAUGCUCUCGUUUUGACGAUGUUGGCGGUUUUUCUGAUGUGUCUUUUGGAGAGAACCUUCGCCAAACCAAUGUUAAUAGACACCUCGGACGAAUCGUCGUAUCCCUCUUAUUCGGAUGAAAUCAUUAUUGAAGGCUCCGAUGGCGACGUGGUGGUGGAAAAAGUGACAGCCAUCUUCUACUCUGAUUCCUUGGAGUAUGACUCGGCAUUGGACAGCUCGUUUGAUGACGCGAUGAUAACUGCUGAAGUGAUCGAGGAAGAACCGCCAAUGGCUGCCUCUAUCGUCAAGGACUCAUUCGUCGUCAUUAAU
Mesorhabditis spiculigera is the source of this 1113-nucleotide messenger RNA. NCBI's taxonomy places the organism in Eukaryota, Metazoa, Nematoda, Chromadorea, Rhabditida, Rhabditidae. The record is from the annotation of a GenBank genome assembly.